This is a messenger RNA of Trichoderma breve, 4404 nucleotides long. Its product is annotated as ABC transporter domain-containing protein. Gene Ontology annotation, biological process: transmembrane transport. The coding region runs from base 1 to 4404 and encodes 1467 amino acids. The transcript is spliced from 6 exons. Gene Ontology annotation, molecular function: ATP binding; ATP hydrolysis activity; ABC-type peptide transporter activity. Lineage: Eukaryota; Fungi; Ascomycota; Sordariomycetes; Hypocreales; Hypocreaceae. The record is from RefSeq and is a predicted model, not a curated record. Gene Ontology annotation, cellular component: fungal-type vacuole; membrane.
AUGGACGUCGUCUUAUCCCGCCUUGGCACUCAGCUGCUCACGCCCAGUACAGACGAGCUGCUGUUUCGGGAACCUCCCACCUUUCUAAGUCGCCUCGGCAUCGAUCCCUCUGAGACUGAAUGGAUAGGCCGCGUCUCCGAGUUUGCUCGGUCUGGUAUUCUUCAGGGUGCGAUUCUCGCCACUUCGGCGGCUUGGCUGACUUUUCGUCUUAUCCGGCAUCGCAAGAACUCCGUGCCAACCACUAGGUCCAAGGCAUCAUCGAUUAAAUGGCCCUACGAAAUUGUGUCGCAAGCCGCCCGCAUCGCUUCGCUGGUCUUUUUGACAGUGGCCCUGAUCAAGGGGAGAGUGCAUCUGCUUAAUGUUGUUGCCAUUGCCUACGCUUUUGUCCUCGGCUUGAUACGACCCAUUAGCCAUGAUCUCGCCUGGCGUCAUCUCGUUCUUCAUCAAAUCAACUAUGUCCUGACUGCCACGUUUUUCGUUCUAGCAGCCGCACAGCUGCUGCCUUGUAUUGAGAUUGGCACGGAUCAAUGUGUUGGGGAUGCUGGCAUCGUUGGCUGCCUGUCGUCGUUGGGUGCGGCCGUUAUUGUCGCAUUGAUUACUCCACGAGAAUGGGUCCCGCCUACCAUCAAGCAUGAUAUUCCUGGCUACACGGAUCAAAGUGAUCCUGCUCCUGAAGAGACAUGCAGUUGGUUCAACUAUUAUUUCACCUAUGAGUGGCUGACACCUCUCGUAUGGAAGGGCACAAGACAAAAGCUUGACAUGUCUGGUAUCCCAACAUUAGCCUGGUACGAUGAGCCCAUGUAUUUACUCCAGAAGAUCAAGAAGGCCCGAGCGCUCUACAAAAAGACUCUGUGGACGGCCCUGAAAUUCCAGCGUAAGGAGUUGUUACUGAUGGCUACGUGGGCUGCUGCCGCUUUUACAAUGGAGAACGUCUCCCCGUAUGGCAUGUAUCGUCUACUCGACUAUCUCGCUAACCCCAGUGGUGCCCAAUACCACCCAGUUGUAUGGCUUAUUCUCAUAUUGAUCGUUCGAGUCAAAUCUGCCAUGACUCAGGAGCUAUAUCACAGGGCUUUGGAGUCAAUGGAGUUGGAGGAAGACCCCUUCGAUAUCAAGGCAGGAGGAAAGACCGAUAAGGAGAAAGAGGCGCAGGGAGCCCAAAAAUCGACGUCUGCUGGACGUUUGGCAAAUUUGAUGGCCGCUGACGUGGAUGCUGUCUAUCGAGCACGAGAUGUAAUAUUGGUUUCUGCGGGCGUCCCUGCAGGUACCAUCAUAUCUCUCUACGGCCUUUACAAAAUGAUGGGCUGGGUAUCUCUGGUGGGAACGGCGAUUUUGCUUUUGGCUACUCCGAUAUCCGUGUACAUGGGCCGGCAGAUGUAUGGCGCACAGAGACGAGUGAGGAAGGCACAAGAUACACGUAUUUCUCUUGUUGCGGAGUAUCUAGCUUCCAUCCGCGCCAUCAAGUACUUUGCCUGGGAGGAUCCCAUCACAAAUCGAAUCAUCGAGUCCAGGGCGGCCGAACAAAAGGAAUUGUGGCGAGUGGCUGUUCUGCAAACCAUGGUCAACCAAGUUACACAGUGUUUUCCGUACAUCGGCCUCCUCGUCAUGUUCGGAUUGCACGUCGGGGUAGAAAAGCACCCCCUUGACGCUUCUACUGCCUUUACCGCCGCCUUCCUCGUGAAGAACAUCCGUAGGAACAUCAUGAUGGCCAGUGCGUUCUCAAGGAACUUUGCUGCUGCAAGCGUCGCCUUCAACCGGCUCGACAAGUAUUUCGAUAGUACUGUGCCCCUCCUUCGAUAUCCCGUUGGGCCCCUGAGAAUUGAAGGCGCUUCGUUCCGUCGAAAUAAAAAGGCUACAUUCCGCCUCGAGGACAUCUCGCUAGACUUUGUCGAAGGUGGUCUCAAUGUUGUUACUGGUCAAAGUGGAAGCGGGAAGAGUACGCUGCUGCUCGCAAUCCUAGGCGAAACUCAUCUAGAGGGUGGCAAGGUCACCGCGCCCAACGAUAUUGCCUUUGCUUCGCAAUCGGCUUGGCUCCAGAAUGAUACCGUUCAAGCCAAUAUCCUCUUCCAAAGCCCCAUGGACCGCGCUCGAUAUGUUAGAGUAAUUGAAGCUUGCUGUCUCAAUAUAGACCUCAGGGAGCUCUCUGACGGUGACCAGACUGUCGUAGGUGAGAAUGGUACAUCUUUAUCUGGAGGACAGAAAGCUAGAGUGGCCUUGGCUAGAGCCCUUUAUUCCAAGGCGUCUCUGUUGCUUCUAGAUGAUAUUUUCUCCGCUCUCGACGCCAAAACCUCUGCUGGUGUUUGGAAACACUGUUUCUGUGGCGAUCUACUCAAGGGCAGGACUGUUGUUCUCGUCACUCAGGUUCCUUGGAUCUCAGCACAGGCAGACUUUUCCGUCCUCCUCGAGAGAGGUCAAGUCAAGAAUGCCGAGGCCAACAUUGGUGCAGUUCGCAGGCCCAUCCAGAUUGCCGAAAUCCUUGGAGGAGAUGACGAUGAUAUUGAAACCGAAACCGAAACCGGCACAGAAACUCCUCCGGAGCCUGAGCUUCAAUCUAGUGGAGAUGCCCUGAAUGAUCCGUCAAAGGUGGCCACUGAAACCUCGGCCAAAGAUAUUGUGAACCAGGAAAUGAAGGCAUCAGGGAAGGUCGGUCGAUUGGCCUCCUUGGAGUAUAUGAGAUACUUUGGACACCCACUCUUCGCCGUCUUUUGCUUGGUUGGCCUCGCCGGCUCCAACGUCUUCUUCUUCGCAUCCAGUUAUUGGAUGGGCAUUUGGGUAGAGGCCUACAAUAACAACGCUCAUGUGGACAUUGCCUAUUACAUGGGUAUUUAUGCCGCCUUCACCUUUGCCGAGCUAAUCUCCUUUGGUUUGGUCAUUAUCGCUUUCGAAUGGGGUGCAUGGCGUGCUGGUCGCAAGCUUCACAAUGACUUCAUCCGUGCGGUCAUGAGAGUCCCCUUAUCAUGGUUUAAGACGAUCCCCAUCGGUCGCAUCACUAAUCGGUUCUCUGGCGAUAUGGCGUCGAUUGAUUCAGGACUCAGCUCUAUGCUCCGGGUGACCUUUGACUCCAUCAUGAUGCUGUUUGCCCGCAUUGCCGCCGUCAGUUCAAUCAUGCCGAUUUUUAUGAUACCCGCCUUCUUCACCUGCAUUUUUGGCGUUGUGGUUGGUGAGAUGUACACACGAACAGCCGUCAUCAUCAAGCGACUUGCUUCGUCCGCACAGUCGCCCGUCUUCUCCCAGUUUGCCGAUACAUUGGCUGGGCUGCCCAUCAUCAGGGCUAGGGCGGGCAUGGGUGAAACUUUUGGCCGCGAUCUGGCAUCCAAGCUGCGCGUUUGGUCGGCCGCAGCAGAGGCAAACUAUAACUGCAACCGUUGGGUGGCCAUGCGAGUGGAUUUUGUGACUUCCCUGGUCGCUCUAUUUGCCGGCAUUAUUGCGCUCUCCAAGGUUGGAGUAGUUGGCGCUGGUCUGGUCGGUUUCUCCCUUAACAAUGCCAACGGACUGAGCCAGACUAUUCUCAUGCUCGUACGAGCCAUGAACGACCUUGAGGUAGAGAUGCAGAGCUUCCAUCGUGUCAAAGAAUAUGUCAAACUGGAGCCUGAAGACGAUGAAAGUCACGUCAUUCCCAAGAAUUGGCCCAAGUCAGGAGAAAUCGAGUUUCGCAACGUCACCAUUAGAUACGAUCCUGAUGGCCCCAACAUCCUCACGGACGUCAAUCUCAAGUUUAAAGCUGGAGAGCGAGUUGCUGUCGUCGGACGAACCGGCUCCGGCAAGAGCACUCUUGUUCUUUCUCUCUUGCGGUUUACGCAUAUUGUCUCUGGUCAAAUCUUAUACGAUGGAAUCGACAUUACCAAAAUUCCCCGGCGCAGGUUACGUGAAGGCCUCACAAUCAUCCCUCAGGAAGCGACACUGUUUAACGGAACUGUGGAAUCUAAUCUUGAUCCUACCGGUCUCGUUCCCAAGGCUAUUCUCGAGAAGGCGUUGGAAAACUGCAAGGAUGACUCGGUUCACGGACAGUCCCAAGGAAUUUCUUUGACGACCCCAGUGGAUGCCCGCGGAGAGAACUUUUCGCACGGCCAACGCCAGGUCUUGUCUCUCUGCCGUGCGCUUAUCCGCCAGAGCAAGCUGAUGCUGCUAGACGAGGCUACCGCCAGCAUGGACUACGAAACAGACAAGGGCAUUCAGCAAGUGUUACGCACUGAACUUGAAUCUGCGGGCGGAGACCGCACACUCGUGACAAUUGCUCAUCGCUUGCGGACCAUCAUCGACUAUGACUCCGUGGUCGUGAUGGGCGCCGGCAAGGUAGUAGAAUACGGUUCUCCCCGAGACUUGUACAAUUCCAAGGGCUUGUUUUACGACAUGAUAUACCACAGUGGAGAGAUGGAGGAGCUACAGGAGUUUUUGAGGGAUAAAUAA